Molecule: messenger RNA, 1578 nt
Organism: Prunus armeniaca (apricot)
Lineage: Eukaryota; Viridiplantae; Streptophyta; Magnoliopsida; Rosales; Rosaceae
Source: the annotation of a GenBank genome assembly
AUGAAGGUACCACUACUCGCCAUUCUCUGCGUGUUUUCGCUCUCAAUAUCAAGGGCAGCUUCCGAUAAUCCAUUUCUCAAUGACUUUCUCCAAUGCCUUCCACAAAAAUCUGAGCCCACUUACCCGAUCUUUGACGCCAUUUACACUAAAGAAAAUAGCUCGUUUCAAUCAGUUUUGCUGGGAUACAUAAGAAACAGAAGAUAUUCAACCCCUACAACUCCAAAACCUUUGGCUAUCGUAGCAGUCAAGCAUGAAUCUCAUGUCAUAGCAACCGUGAUUUGUGCGAAACAACACGGGUUGCAAAUUAGAAUCCGAAGUGGUGGCCAUGAUUAUGAGGGCCUAUCAUACGUAUCGCAUGUCCCCUUUGUCAUUCUUGACAUGUUUAAUAUGCGAUCCAUCGAAAUCAAUGUCACAGAUGAGAGCGCUUGGGUUCAGGCAGGAGCUACAACUGGUGAACUUUAUUAUGAAAUUGCAAAUAAAAGUAAGGUUCAUGGGUUUCCAGCUGGAGCUUGUCUAAGUCUUGGUACUGGUGGUCACUUUAGUGGUGGUGGCUAUGGGUACAUGAUGAGAAAAUAUGGGCUCUCAGUCGAUAACAUUGAAGAUGCUAAAGUAGUUGAUGUGGAUGGGAUAAUUCUUGAUAGAAAGUCCAUGGGAGAAGAUAGUUUUUGGGCCAUUAGAGGAGGCGGUGGAGCAAGCUUUGGAGUCAUUUUGUCAUGGAAGAUCAAGUUGGUUGCAGUUCCAGCCAAAGUGACUGUGUUCAAUGUUAAGAGGACACUAGAACAAGGAGCUACAGAUAUCAUUUAUAAGUGGCAAUUCGUAGCACCAAAGCUGCCUCAGGACAUCUUCAUCAGAGCCAUGCCGCAAGUGAAGAACAAUACUGAGGGCAACAAGACUGUGGAAGUAUCCUUCAUUGGUCACUUUUUGGGACAAAGCGGUAAGCUUCUUCCGUUGAUGAAUGAGAGAUUCCCGGAAUUGGGUUUACAACAAAAAGAUUGUUUUGAAAUGAGCUGGGUAGAAUCCACUGUUUUCUGGGCUGACUACCCUGUUGGAACUCCCCUAAAAGUGCUACUUGACAGGCCAAAGGGCCCAACAAUGUUCUUCAAAGUUAAGUCUGACUAUGUGAAAGAACCAAUUUCGAAACAAGGAAUAGAAUCCAUAUGGCAGAUAUUACUCGGGAUAGAGAAAGUGUGGAUGCAAUGGAACCCCUACGGUGGAAGAAUGAGUGAGAUUCCUGAGUCAGAAACACCAUUUCCUCACAGAGCUGGAAAUAUAUUUGCGAUUCAGUAUUGGUUGUUUUGGGUGGAACAAGGGGCUGAUACCACCAACAAGUACAUUGACUUGUCAAGAAAAUUGUAUCAAGGAAUGACUCCAUUUGUCUCCAAGAGCCCAAGAGAGGCUUUCCAAAACUACAGAGAUCUUGACAUUGGCGCUAAUCUGGAUAAUCAGACUGGAUUUGAAACUGCUAAAGUUUAUGGAAGCAAAUAUUUUAAGGGUAAUUUUAAUAAACUGGUACUUGUGAAAACUGUCAUGGAUCGUCAAAACUUUUUCAGGCAUGAACAAAGCAUCCCACCUCUUUAG